UCUUCUAACUUGUUCAUCCAUGGCGGUGUUGGGUCGUAGGGACAAAGCGCAACAGUCACUACGAUCUCGGAUCGCAAUAGCCAUUGUCAUCGGAGUUGUCAUUGGUUGUCUCAUCGCUUUCUAUUUCCCUCAUGGCCUCGUCAUUUCCUAUCCCUCGGUUCGAACUCGUCCAUUCGGCAUUUCCAAUAUCCAGGUCGAUUCUUCUCCGUGCGAAUCCUCGGAGCAGAUUAAGAUACUGAAGUCCGAAUUCGUCUCGCUGUCGGAGAAUAAUUCCGAUUUAAAGAGGCAGAUCAGGGAUUUGAAAUAUAAGCUUCGACUUGUUGAACAAGGAAAAGAUCAUGCAGAGAAGCAGUUCUUGGUGUUGGGUGAACAGUACAAAGCUGGACCUUUCGGUACCGUCAAGGCUUUACGAACUAGCCCGACCGUCAUUCCCGAUACAUCGGUGAACCCGAGGUUGGCUAAGAUCUUGGAGGAAGUUGCCCUCGAGAAAGAACUUAUCGUGGCUCUUGCCAAUUCAAAUGUGAAAGAGACAUUGGAGGUUUGGUUUUCUAGCAUCAAGAGAGUUGGUAUAAGUAAUUAUCUUGUUAUAGCUUUAGAUGAUUACAUUGUCGAGUUCUGCAAAUCGAAUGAUGUCCCGGUGUACAAGAGGGAUUCGGACGAGGGUAUCGAUGCUGUCGGUAAAACUGGAGGCAAUCACGCCGUCUCCGGAUUGAAGUUCCGAAUUUUGAGGGAGUUUUUGCAACUGGGAUAUAGUGUUCUGCUCUCGGAUGUUGAUAUAGUGUACUUGCAGAAUCCGUUCAACCAUCUUUAUCGCGAUUCCGAUGUCGAGUCCAUGACCGAUGGUCACAAUAACGUGACUGCAUAUGGAUAUAACGAUGUCUUCGACGAGCCCGCCAUGGGAUGGGCACGAUUUGCUCAUACAAUGAGAAUCUGGGUUUUCAACUCUGGUUUCUUUUAUAUGAGGCCUACGAUUGCUUCGAUUGAGCUUUUGGAUCGCGUCGCGGACCACCUUGCUCGGCAGGAAAACUCAUGGGACCAAGCUGUUUUUAAUGAGGAACUCUUCUUUCCAUCACAUCCUGGGUAUGAUGGCCUUCAUGCCGCUAAAAGAACUAUGGAUUUCUACAUGUUUAUGAACAGUAAAGUCCUGUUUAAAACAGUGAGAAAAGAUGAUAAACCGAACAAGUUAAAGCCUGUUAUUGUUCAUGUGAAUUACCACCCGGAUAAACUUCAAAGAAUGAAAGCAGUCGUCGAAUUCUACAUCGAUGGCAAGCGAGACGCAUUGGACGCUUUCCCGGAUGGUUCGGAAUAACAGUUGCACAGCUGCGGAUCUCAUGUUAUUCUGAUGGAUCGGCCCGUCGGUUCGGUUGUUGUUGCAGAGUCCCUUGAUAGGGGAAAGUUAAAACUUUGUUAAGGGUUUUA
Messenger RNA from Hibiscus syriacus, 1419 nucleotides. RefSeq names its product arabinosyltransferase RRA3-like. NCBI's taxonomy places the organism in Eukaryota, Viridiplantae, Streptophyta, Magnoliopsida, Malvales, Malvaceae. Gene Ontology annotation, molecular function: glycosyltransferase activity. Gene Ontology annotation, biological process: root hair cell development. The record is from RefSeq and is a predicted model, not a curated record. Bases 20 to 1309 code for a protein of 429 amino acids. The transcript has 2 exons.